Lagenorhynchus albirostris (white-beaked dolphin) is the source of this 990-nucleotide messenger RNA. Its product is annotated as olfactory receptor 226. Gene Ontology annotation, molecular function: G protein-coupled receptor activity; olfactory receptor activity. Gene Ontology annotation, cellular component: membrane. Gene Ontology annotation, biological process: G protein-coupled receptor signaling pathway. The record is from RefSeq and is a predicted model, not a curated record. Lineage: Eukaryota; Metazoa; Chordata; Mammalia; Artiodactyla; Delphinidae.
ACUGACACCAUGGAGAGGAAGAACCAGAGUGGGAGAGUGAGUGAGUCUGUGUUGCUGGGCUUCUCAGCUCCUGUGCCACUGCGGGCACUAUUAUUUGCCCUUCCUCUGCUGGCCCAUGUGUUGGUGCUGACUGAGAACACACUCAUCAUUAUGGCAAUCAGGAACCACCCCAGCCUCCACAAACCCAUGUACUUCUUUCUGGCCAACAUGUCCUUCCUGGAGAUUUGGUACGUUACCAUCACUAUUCCCAAGAUGCUAGCUGGCUUUGUUGGCUCAAAACAGGGCCAUGGGCAGCUAAUCUCCUUUGAGGGCUGCAUGACGCAGCUCUACCUUUUCCUGGGCCUGGGAUGCACUGAGUGUGUCCUCCUUGCAGUUAUGGCUUAUGAUUGUUAUGUGGCCAUCUGCCGUCCUCUCCACUACCCUGUCAUUGUCAGUGGCCGGCUGUGUGUGCAGCUGGUAGCUGGCUCCUGGGCUGGAGGUUUUGGCAUCUCCAUGGUCAAAGUUUUUCUCAUUUCUCACCUCUCGUACUGUGGCCCCAACAACAUCAACCACUUUUUCUGUGAUGUCUCCCCAUUGCUCAACCUUUCAUGCACUGACAUGUCCACAGCAGAGCUUACAGACUUUGUCCUGGCCAUUUUCAUACUGCUGAGGCCACUCUCUGUCACCAGGGCCUCCUACAUGGCCAUCACCAGUGCUGUGAUGUGCAUUCCCUCAGCUUCUGGGCUCCAUAAAGCCUUUUCCACCUGUGCCUCUCACCUUGUUGUGGUCAUCUUCUAUGCAGUCAGUAUCUUCAUCUAUGCCCGCCCAAAGGCAAUCUCAGCUUUUGACACCGACAAGCUGGUGCCUGUACUCUACACUGUCAUUGUACCACUGCUCAACCCUAUCAUUUACUGCUUGCGCAACCAAGAGGUAAAGAGAGCCUUACGCCGUACUCUGCGCCUAUACCAGGGCCGUGAUGCUAAGCCUGGGAAAGCUAGCAGAGUUGGGUAG